ACUAUUUUUUCGCUUCACCGGCGGACGGCAACCUCACCUUAGCCGUCCGCCGGACCUCAACCUAUUCCGCUUAUUUUCUACACAUACCUUCCCAUCAUCCCCUGCUCGAACCAAACAAACCCGUAGUAGAUUCAUCUGUUGGAGCUCAGGGAGAGAAACCGAGGGAGUGAGAGAGAGAUGCAGACUGCGGUGUUGAACCCAUCAUAUUCUGUCUGCAGGGCCCAACAAACCCUCGAACCUUCUUGUUCUCUUUCCUCUCCAUCCACAACACCUUUCUUCCACCCCUCUUCACCCUUCAAGAACUCCAUCUUUGGCCCUCGAAUUUUUCUAUCUGAGAGAAGCAAUCUGGUGCAGCGGAGCUUUGCACGUUCCGUGCCCACUGGGAUACACAGGCGAGUUGUAAAGACGGUUGCCACGCCAGAUUCAGCUGUGGAGUUGUCCCUAACAGCAGAAAAUGUGGAGAGUGUGUUGGACGACAUUCGACCGUAUCUCCUUGCCGAUGGUGGUAAUGUGGCACUACACGAAAUUGAUGGCAAUGUUGUGAGGUUGAAGCUACAAGGAGCAUGUGGCUCCUGUCCAGGUUCUGUAAUGACUAGGAAGAUGAGCUGAUUGAUGUUGGCACAUGGGGAAGUGACUCACGUGGGUGGUAAUUUGGCCCACGAUUUUUAUCAAAACCAGCGUAUAGUUUCAAAGACGCACUCAAGUACACCCACUAUUUUAUUUUGCCAACUUUCUAUUCUUAUUAGUAUUAUUAUUAUACAAAACAAAACAACCCACUGCUUUUCUAUUUUAUUUUAUCACAUACCUUCACUCUUGUUGUGAGUGUGUCCGGCUUUUCUUUUUUUUAACUUUCUUUUAUUUUAAUAUAUAUAUAUAUAUAUAUGUAUCUGUUUAUUCUACUAUAUUCUCAAAGCAACUGAGUUACUCCACCACCUUUUGCACCCCACUCACGAUUAUUUU
This is a messenger RNA of Camellia sinensis, 960 nucleotides long. The record is from RefSeq and is a predicted model, not a curated record. NCBI's taxonomy places the organism in Eukaryota, Viridiplantae, Streptophyta, Magnoliopsida, Ericales, Theaceae.